Molecule: messenger RNA, 5627 nt
Organism: Trichosurus vulpecula (common brushtail)
Lineage: Eukaryota; Metazoa; Chordata; Mammalia; Diprotodontia; Phalangeridae
Gene: STXBP6
Product: syntaxin binding protein 6
Exons: 6
Coding region: 330-962 (210 amino acids)
Biological process (GO): Golgi to plasma membrane transport; regulation of SNARE complex assembly; exocytosis
Cellular component (GO): exocyst; plasma membrane
Molecular function (GO): phosphatidylinositol-4,5-bisphosphate binding
Source: RefSeq, a predicted model, not a curated record
GUCCGCCAGCGGGGGCAGGUUUGCAUUACAAGCGUUUGCACUCCGCGGCUGGCGGGCGGCUGCAGCUGGAGCCCCAGUGACUGGAGUUGGACUUGCCGGGAGUUUCCCCCCUCAGCCCUCCCAGCUGCGCGCGCGGGAGAAGGAACCGGAGCUGGGGAGCCAGCCCGGGCCCGAUCGAGCCUUCCUCGCUGGAGCCUGGCACCCCGCGUGGGGUAAGCCCCACGGACAGAGGCGGCUAGAGCCGGGGCGCGUGCCGCGCACUGGUACCUCCGGGAGCACGAGCCGCGUGGCGAGAGAAAUUACUGAGUGUCCUCCAUCUUUGAUCUACAAUGAGUGCCAAAUCUGCAAUCAGCAAAGAAAUUUUUGCACCUCUUGAUGAGCGGAUGCUGGGAGCUGUCCAAGUCAAGCGGAGGACGAAGAAAAAGAUUCCUUUCCUAGCAACUGGGGGUCAAGGCGAAUAUUUAACCUACAUCUGCCUGUCAGUGACAAACAAAAAGCCCACACAGGCAUCUAUCACAAAGGUCAAACAAUUUGAAGGCUCCACAUCUUUUGUACGGAGGUCUCAGUGGAUGCUUGACCAGCUUCGCCAGGUUAAUGGUAUCGAUCCUAACCGGGAUUCUGCAGAAUUUGAUUUGCUAUUUGAAAAUGCUUUUGACCAGUGGGUGGCUAGCACAGCUUCGGAAAAAUGCACCUUUUUCCAGAUUCUCCAUCACACUUGUCAGCGGUACCUCACAGACAAGAAACCAGAAUUUAUCAAUUGUCAGUCCAAGAUUAUGGGAGGAAACAGCAUACUUCAUUCAGCAGCAGACAGUGUAACGAGUGCCGUGCAGAAGGCCAGCCAGGCCUUGAAUGAGCGUGGGGAAAGGUUAGGUCGAGCAGAAGAAAAGACAGAAGACAUGAAGAACAGUGCCCAGCAGUUUGCCGAAACUGCCCACAAGCUUGCCAUGAAGCAUAAGUGCUGAAGUACUUACUGCCUAUCCUGAUGACCCUCCCAAGAGAAAUGGAAAAGAUUGGUUCAGCAGUUUUUACAAGAAUUCCAAAAUUCCACUUGCUUCUUGUUGCCAAUUCAUUGGAAAUUGGUUUGUGUUCUUUUCAGACAUCAGUACUGGGGGGGAGGGGAAAGAUGUUGUGUUUUUACAUUUCUGUAGUGACCUUAAGAGAUGCUGCACUAUCUUCAAUUUGGAGGUGGGGGGAUUUUUUUUUUGGCAUUUUUCCCCAAAAUGUCUUAGAUGUUUUUAAGUAAGAAAAUAAGAAAAUUGGACCAAAUAACUUGAACAGGGUGAAAACUGGCUAAAUCUGUUUUUUUCCCUGAUAUGAAACAGGAAGACAUUUUAAUUUGGCUACAUCAAAUGUUAUUGUUUCUGUAUGAAAAUAAAAUUCAAAGAGUGAUUAAUUUUUUUCCUCAUUUUUGUAGCUGGUGUUAGCAGAAUCAGAAAGCUAGAAUUCUGUAUCCUGGGACAUUAAAAGUUCUAUUAUGGAAAACAAUUGGAUUUAUCAAGGGAAACAGCCGUCUUAGAUUUUGCUCUUUGCCUAGCUACCUUUUGCAUGAGCCAUCACCAGCAUUCCAAAAAGCAACAGAGUUGCAGAUAAGAUUCUGCUUUCUCUGUUGCAGGUUCAAUGUUUCUGCUACUUACUUCCAGAAUGAUCUUUUUUUUUUACUUUACUGUGAAAAAUAAAAAUGUGAAGUUAAAGUCUUAAGAAAAAAUUUCAUUUAUAAUUGAGUAGUUUCCCUGUACUAGGUACAGGGAGAGUAGUUAUGACACAUGAUUCCUUUGCCUGCCAGUAGCUGCUGGGGAAGAUUGGGUUGAGUAGGGAUAGGAACUUUCAAUAUGGGAACUCCCUUACUAACCCAUCUGUGACUUAGUGGAUAAGAAAUAGGAAGUUGCCUGAAGCAAAGGGAUUAAAUGACUUGCCCAGAGUUCCUCAAUAAAGGUCAGAGGGAAGAGAUUUGAAGCUAAGUUCUUCCUCACUCCCAAGUCCAGUCCUUCAUCCUCUGCCCCAUUACAAUCUAGUGGAAAGAGUAGAACAAACGUAUGAAUUAGCACAGACGUGGCACUGUGUGGGAAGCCAUAAGAGUGAUAGAACCAAAGUACCAUUUCUGAGGUGAGAGAGACCACUUCUGUUUGAGGUGACAAGAAAAGACUGGGAAAUGGAAGGUACCAGUUUGCCACCUCUUCACCUUCUGAAGAAAUCCUUAGCAGUUAGGUAAUUUCUAAAGUGUUGGUAAGAGGGCUUUUAGCAUCUUUCUAGGUGAAAGCUUUUAGGUUACAGCAAGCCUGUUCCUCAGAAGUCAGGUCUCAAGCAUUUAGUGAAGAGCAUUUGUUAUGGUGUGGGCCUGAUGGUAUCUGUCCCAUACCUAAGGGGCAGCAUUUUCCUACUUCCUUAGACGGAAACUUGGGCUACAUGUGCCACAGAGGACUAGGUCUCUAAGUACUGCAAGAAGCCUUCAAACAAAGGCCAGAGACCACAUGGUGGUACUAGUGUAGAGGGGAAAUCUCGCUAAAGUAUGGAUUUGAGUGGAUGGCUUCUGAGGUCCCUCCCAGUUCUUACAUGCUGUGAUUCUGAGUUGCAAUAAUGUAAGAGUUAGUGACUAUUCCCCUCCCCCAUUUGUUGUCAUUAUCCCCUCUUUGGUUUGGUUUUGCCCUGGACCUCCUGGUUUCGUUAGUACAAAGAGUUUGUAGCACAAAAACCCCAUCAGCUGAUGCAAAGGACCACCUGUUCCAGUCUUAGACAAUUGCCUGAGACAUAAGAGGUUAAAUGACUAGUCCAGGGUCAUGUAGCCAGUAUGUGUCACAGGCAGAACUUGAGCCCUGGUCUUUCCAGUUUCUGAACUUGGCCUUCUAUCCACCAUGCCAGGCUGCCUCUCAAAUGUGGUUGUGUUUCUAAGAAAGGGCUUGAUUUUGAUCAAGCAUCAGCUGGUCCUGGGGCAGCUAGGAGGUGCAGUGGAUAGAGCAUCAGCCCUGGAGUAAGGAGGACCUGAGUUCAAAUCCUACCUCAAAUACUUAUUGGCUGUGUGACCCUGGGCAAGUUACUUAACCCCAUUUGCCUCAAAAAAAAAUCAACUUCUCCAGAUAAAAAUCUGUACAAAUAAGAAGAAAAAAAUGUUACAUUUAUAUCCUUUUCACUCUUUCUAUUUUAGAGAGAUUAUCAUAGUGUCCUUGGGCGUUCUUAAUGUCACAUUCAUGCUGAUUUUAUCUUUACUUUUUUGAUAUUUAUUUCACGUAAUUUAAAUCAUAGGGAUUUUGCCAAACCACUUCUCAUGACCAUUCCAACCUUCCCUAGAAUGGUAUCAGGCCAUGUAGGCAUGAUGCCUUCCCUACCACUUUAAGAUUAGAAUGAAUUUUAUUCACACUCCUCCUUAAAACUUAAACUUUGGAAAUGGUAGAGAUUUUUUUUUCCACUAAGAGUUAAAAUGCUAAGUACAGGAAUGAUGAUUGCUCUUCUCCAUGAGAAUAUGUUGCCCAGCAUAUCCCAGGCUUGUUUGCCUUCCCAGGCUCUCAUUGCAAUGCAUUGAUUUUUAAAAUGCUUGAUGCCUCUAAACCCCAUUCCUGCCUCCUUCCCAUUGAACCCAGGGUUUCUAUAGUCCAAGGUUUUUUGGUCUGGAAUGCAAGUAACCUUUCGUGUUGCAGAAUAAGAAGACACUGCAUUAUUAAUGUCCAUUUAAACAGCUGACGUGUCCUGAUAAAGCAGUGCCAGCGACACAGUAAAUUGUAGUUAUUGGAAAAGAGAUCUCUUUGGCAAUGCUGGCAUGUCAGAAAGGAGACAGAAUGUAUUUGAGAUGAAUUUUUCAGUCCUCUUAGGGAGACACCCCAGUUAAAGACAUCUCCCUAUAAAAGAUAGUAAGCUAUUUUUACAGCAUUUUGUAUUAUUUUCCUUUGUGGACCUGAGAACUUAAAGAAGUGAGUAACCUGACAUCUAGCAAGCAAAGUUGAAAGCCUUUAAAGUUGCUGGACAUGGAUGCCACAUAUUAAAGCAGGUAGUUUUGCAGACCUCACUAUAUAAGCUAUUACCAGAGUUAUUAGGCAUCUUGAAAAAUAGUUCUCCCCUCGUAUUUUAUCUCUGGCUGUUCAGCUUUGUCAGGAAAGGAGACAAUAGAUCUCUCUGCUUACCAGGUUUUUUUAAUCAUAUACUUUCUAGGAAAAUACUUUUGAAACAAAACCAAUGAGGACAGAAAGGGAGGGGGGAGGAAGGGGGGAGAAAGAGAGAGAGAAGGGAAGAGAGAGACAGAGACAGAGACAGAGACUCAACCUAUGACAACCUUCCCAGUCAUUCAUUCUGCAAGAUUCAUUAAGUGCCUACUAUGUGUCAGGCACUGUCCUAGGUACUGGAGAUAAACUAAAUGGUUUUUAGGGUCAUUAAAUGUGGGCCUGGGGGAGGGGGAAUAUGCAAUUAUAUACACAUAUAUGUGUGUCCAUGUAUAUGUGUUUGCAAAUUGGAUUCUGGCCCCCUAAUAGCCACUCAGCUAGCACAUGAAAUUGAAGGCAAAAAAAGGCAGAUGUAAAAACAGAGGUCAACCAAACUUUAGGGGAAUCUGUUGCUAAAAGUCAGACAACAGUAUUAUUUGGUGAAGCCACCUCAGAAAGACUCAAGAUGAUAUGGUUAUAUAACACAUUGUGAGAUUCCUUCCAGGUCAAAGAAGGAAUAGUUAGUCUUCCUAAAUGAAAGUCUAAAAUGCCUUCCCUCCAUUCCCCUUAAUGUCUGUUAAUAGUUUUCAACGAGGAUUCCCUGUUGAAAGUGGUUUUGUUUAAAAGAAUGCCCAGCCCAACCCUUUUCUGGCUUCUAACACCAAUUUGCUUAAUGACGUAAUGUGCCCCUGUCUUACAUGUUGCCACUCCUAUUAGGAUAGCUAUCCCCUCUCUAUUUCCCAGGGCUGUUAUGAAGAAUCACAUGAGAAUGUGUGAAAUCCUUUGAGCUCUUCUAGAGGUGUUUCAGUACAAAGCAUUCAUGUAUUACUCAUGGCCCAAGGCCAAGAGCUUAAAAAGACUUGAAUGUUUUGGGACCAAUUCCAUUCAGUGAGCUAAAGAGAAGAUUUUUAACUUGUAUUUGUUCUGUUCCUGCUACUCUAUACAUUUAUGGAUGUCGUAUUUCUGAUGAAACUCUUAAACUGUACCAACAACCAACCAUCCUAAAGAGAAACUUCUAGUGUGAUAGCUUCUUCCUGGAACUUAGCUGUAGCCUCUUUCACUAGUAUUAUUAGAUAUUUGUGUACAGAAAGUAUGCAGUUAUUCAGGUUAAUGUUUCAUAUUAAAGAAUGUAUUUGUAAAAUGUAACAAGAUCAGUAGUUCACUUUUUUUAAGCUCUGCAAAGAAUAAAAAAGAUUAUGUGUUAGAUUUUAAAACUACAGUGAAAUCUGUCUUAACACUACUUUUGUGACUUGCAAAGGUCACGCUUUCAUGUGAAAUUACUAGCAGAAUGUCCUAAACAAGUAAUCUUAAAGGUAGGUUUUGCUUUAAUUUGCCAAACUGUAACAUUGCCAAUAUCUGUUGUAUAGUAACUAAUUCCUCAAGAAAUUCUCCAAGACAUCAAACAUAAUUUUGUUUUCUUUAGAGACAAGCUCAACUUGAUCUGUGGAUUCAUCAUUGCAAAUACCAAUUUUGUCAUUAAAUAUUUUAAUUCUGUGAUGCAAA